This is a messenger RNA of Anguilla anguilla (European eel), 16919 nucleotides long. It is a transcript of the gene ryr2a, whose product is annotated as ryanodine receptor 2a (cardiac). Gene Ontology annotation, cellular component: Z disc; smooth endoplasmic reticulum; sarcoplasmic reticulum membrane. The transcript is spliced from 106 exons. Bases 93 to 15224 code for a protein of 5043 amino acids. Gene Ontology annotation, biological process: intracellular calcium ion homeostasis; calcium ion transmembrane transport. NCBI's taxonomy places the organism in Eukaryota, Metazoa, Chordata, Actinopteri, Anguilliformes, Anguillidae. Gene Ontology annotation, molecular function: ryanodine-sensitive calcium-release channel activity; protein binding; calcium ion binding. The record is from RefSeq and is a predicted model, not a curated record.
AUGCAUUGGGAGACAUUCGCUACAUCGCUACAGCAUUCAACCUGCUGCCGCCUCCACAACUCUCCGUCCAGCUGUCUUAACCACGGGUAACCAUGGCUGAAGGGGGAGAAGGCGAGGAUGAAAUCCAGUUCUUACGAACUGAUGAUGAGGUGGUGCUCCAGUGUUCCGCCACCGUUCACAAGGAGCAGCAGAAGCUAUGUCUGGCCGCCGAGGGCUUUGGAAACAGACUCUGCUUCUUGGAGUCUACCUCAAACUCCAAGAAUGUUCCGCCGGACCUGUCGAUCUGCACCUUCGUGCUGGAGCAGUCCCUGUCGGUCCGGGCCCUGCAGGAGAUGCUGGCCAACACCGAGGAGAAAGCCGAAGGGCAAGUUGAUGUGGAAAAAUGGAAAUUUAUGAUGAAGACGGCCCAGGGAGGGGGACACCGUACCCUGCUCUACGGACACGCGGUGCUGCUACGACACUCCUACAGUGGGAUGUACCUUUGCUGUUUGUCCACUUCGCGAUCUUCAACCGAUAAACUGGCAUUUGAUGUUGGGCUUCAAGAAGAUACAACAGGUGAAGCCUGCUGGUGGACCAUCCACCCCGCCUCCAAGCAGAGGUCAGAGGGCGAGAAGGUGCGUGUCGGGGAUGACCUCAUCCUGGUCAGCGUCUCCUCCGAACGGUACCUGCAUCUAUCAUAUGGGAACGGGAGCCUGCACGUGGACGCUGCCUUCCAGCAGACCCUCUGGAGCGUGGCGCCCAUCUGCUCCGGGAGCGAAGUGGCACAAGGGUACCUGAUAGGUGGGGAUGUCCUGCGGCUGCUCCACGGACACAUGGACGAGUGUCUGACUGUCCCGUCCGGAGAGCACGGGGAGGAGCAACGCAGGGCGGUGCACUAUGAGGGAGGAGCCGUAUCCAUCCACGCCCGCUCCUUAUGGAGGCUGGAGACACUGCGAGUUGCGUGGAGCGGGAGCCACACCCGCUGGGGCCAGCCCUUCCGCCUCAGGCACGUCACCACCGGCAAGUACCUCAGCCUCAUGGACGACAAGGGCCUGCUGCUGACGGACAAGGAGAAGGCCGACGUCAAAUCCACGGCCUUCUGCUUCCGCUCCUCCAAGGAAAAGCUGGACUUUGGGGUGAGGAAAGAGGUCGACGGCAUGGGAGUCCCCGACAUUAAGUACGGCGACUCCGUGUGCUACAUCCAGCACGUGGACACCUGCCUGUGGCUCACGUACCAGGCCGUGGACGCCAAGUGCGCGCGGAUGGGCGGCGUGCAGCGUAAGGCCAUCAUGCACCACGAGGGGCACAUGGACGACGGGCUGACGCUGUCGCGCUCGCAGCACGAGGAGUCCCGCACCGCCAGGGUCAUCCGCAGCACCGUCUUCCUCUUCAACCGCUUCAUCAGAGGUCUGGAUGCCCUGAGUAAAAAAGGAAAGACCUCAACGCUAGAUCUGCCAAUCGAGUCUGUCAGCCUGAGUCUGCAGGAUCUGAUUGGCUACUUCCAGCCGCCCGACGAGCAUCUGGAACAUGAGGACAAGCAAAACAGGCUGCGGGCAUUGAAGAACAGACAGAAUCUCUUCCAGGAAGAGGGGAUGAUUAACUUGGUCCUGGAGUGUAUCGACCGCUUACAUGUGUACAGCAGCGCUGCUCAUUUCUCUGAUGUUGCCGGGAAGGAAGCCGGGGAGGCCUGGAAGUCUAUACUAAACUCAUUAUACGAGCUACUGGCGGCUUUGAUAAGGGGGAACAGAAAGAACUGCGCUCAGUUUUCCGGCUCAUUGGAUUGGCUGAUCAGCAGGCUGGAGAGACUGGAAGCCUCUUCUGGGAUUCUGGAGGUUUUGCACUGCGUUCUUGUGGAAAGCCCCGAGGCCCUUAACAUCAUCAAAGAGGGUCACAUUAAAUCUAUCAUCUCCCUCCUGGACAAACAUGGGCGGAAUCACAAGGUCUUGGACGUCCUCUGCUCCUUGUGCGUGUGCCACGGUGUGGCGGUGCGCUCAAACCAGCAUCUCAUCUGUGACAACUUACUGCCUGGGCGGGACCUGCUCCUUCAGACGCGCCUGGUCAACCACGUCAGCAGCAUGCGGCCAAACAUCUUCCUGGGCAUCAGCGAAGGCUCCGCCCAGUACAAAAAGUGGUACUACGAGCUGAUCGUGGACCAGGUGGAGACCUUCGUCACGGCCGAGGCGACCCACCUGCGCGUGGGCUGGGCCACCACCGACGGGUACUCCCCCUACCCCGGCGGCGGAGAGGGCUGGGGGGGCAACGGCGUCGGCGACGACCUCUACUCCUACAGCUUUGACGGGCUUCACCUCUGGUCAGGCUGCAUCGCGCGCACGGUGAGCUCGCCCAACCAGCACCUCCUCCGAGCCGACGACGUGGUCAGCUGCUGCCUGGACCUCAGCGCCCCCAGCAUCUCCUUCCGCAUCAACGGCCAGCCCGUCCAGGGCAUGUUCGAGAACUUCAACGCCGACGGCCUCUUCUUCCCCGUCACCAGCUUCUCGGCGGGGGUGAAAGUGCGUUUCCUGUUGGGAGGGCGGCACGGAGAGUUCAAGUUUCUCCCGCCCCCGGGAUACGCCCCUUGUUUCGAGGCGGUGUUACCCCGUGAGAAGCUGCGGGUGGAACACAGCCAGGAGUACAAGCAGGACCACGGUGGGACGCGUGACCUUCUGGGCCCAACCGUGACCCUCACGCAAGCUGCCUUCACCCCGACUCCUGUGGACACCAGCCAGAUCGUUCUGCCCCCUCAUUUGGAGCGGAUCCGGGAGAAGUUGGCUGAAAACAUCCACGAGCUCUGGGUCAUGAAUAAGAUUGAACUUGGCUGGACGUAUGGGACUGUACGAGAUGACAACAAGAGACAACACCCCUGCCUGGUUGAGUUCUCCAAGCUUCCGGAACAAGAGCGCAGUUACAACCUCCAGAUGUCUCUGGAAACCUUGAAGACUCUCCUGGCCCUGGGCUGUCACGUGGGUGUGGCCGAUGAGCAUGCCGAAGAGAAGGUGAAGAAUCUGAAGCUGUCCCCCAAGUAUGAGCUGUCGAGUGGAUACAAGCCCGCCCCCAUGGACCUGAGCCACAUCAAGCUGGCGUCCACGCAGGAGGCCAUGGUGGACAAGCUGGCGGAGAAUGCCCACAACGUGUGGGCCAGGGACAGGAUCCGACAGGGCUGGACGUACGGCAUCCAGCAGGAUGUGAAGAACAGGAGGAACCCUCGCCUCGUUCCCUACGCCCUGCUGGACGAGAGGACCAAAAAGUCCAACAAGGACAGCCUGAGGGAGGCUGUGCGCACCCUGCUGGGGUACGGGUACAAUCUGGAGGCCCCCGACCAAGAUCACGCCGCGCGGUCCGACAUGAGCAACCUGCUGGCCGAGAGGUUCCGGGUCUUCCGCGCGGAGAAGCCGUAUAGCGUGAACGCUGGAAAGUGGUACUUUGAGUUCGAGGUGGUGACGGCGGGGGAGAUGAGGGUGGGAUGGGCUCGGCCUGGCUGUCUGCCUGACCAGGAGCUGGGAUCCGACGAGCAGGCUUUUGUGUUCGAUGGCUUCAAGGCGCAGCGCUGGCACCAGGGAAACGAGCACUUCGGCCGGUCCUGGCAGCUGGGCGAUGUGGUGGGCUGCAUGGUGGACAUGAACGAGCACACCAUGAUGUUCACCCUCAACGGGGAGGUGCUCCUCGACGACUCGGGCUCUGAGCUGGCCUUCAAGGACUUUGAGGUUUGGGAAGGAUUCAUCCCGGUGUGCAGCCUGGGCGUGAGUCAGAUGGGCAGGAUGAAUUUCGGAAAGGACGUCAGCACUCUCAAGUACUUCACCAUCUGCGGCCUGCAGGAAGGCUACGAGCCCUUCGCGGUCAACAUGAACCGCGACCUGACCAUGUGGCUGAGCAAGAGGCUGCCCCAGUACAUCCCUGUCCCACCAAACCACGAGCACAUUGAGGUUAUGAGGAUCGAUGGAACCGUUGAGAGCUCGCCGUGUCUGAAGGUCAUGCAGAGGUCAUUCGGGUCUCAGAACAGUAACACCGACAUCGCGUUCUACCGCUUGAGCAUGCCCAUUGAGUGCGCGGAGUGUUUCUCCAAAUCGCCGGGGGGCACUCUGCCAUCCAACGGCAGCUUCUUCUCACCAAAGAAGGAACUGGAGGAUUUUGAGACGGUCUCAGACUUUGAGGUCCUCAUGAAAACGGCUCAUGGACACUUGGGUUCCAACGGCCCAGAGAAAGACAAGGAUGAGUUUAACAACCACAAGGACUACAACCAAGAGAAGCCUUCCAAACUCAAACAAAGGUUCAUGCUGAAGCGGAGUAAGCCUGACUUCAGCACCAGCCACUCGUCAGCUCGCCUGUCAGAGGAAGUGCUGGCUGACGAGAGGGACGACUAUGAGUACCUGAUGCAGACGUCCACGUACUAUUAUUCUGUGAGGAUCUUCCCUGGCCAGGAGCCCUCCAGUGUGUGGGUGGGCUGGGUAACCUCAGAUUUCCACCAAUAUGACACGGCCUUCGACCUGGAGAAGGUGCGCACUGUGACCGUCACCCUGGGCGACGAGAAGGGCAAGGUGCACGAGAGCAUCAAGCGAAGUAACUGCUACAUGGUGUGGGCCGGAGAGAGCACCAGCCCAGGACAGAGCCGCAACAACAACGGGCUGGAGAUUGGCUGUCUGGUGGACACCGCCAAUGGGCUGCUGACCUUCACCGCCAAUGGCAAGGAGCUCAGCACCUACUACCAGGUUGAGCCCAGCACCAAGCUGUUCCCUGCGGUUUUCGCUCAGGCCACCAGCCCCAACGUGUUUCAGUUCGAACUGGGACGGAUAAAGAACGUGAUGCCCCUGUCAGCGGGCCUGUUCAAGAGCGAGCAAAAGAACCCCAUGCCCCAGUGCCCGCCCCGGCUGCACGUCCAGUUCCUCACGCCCGUCCUGUGGAGCCGGGUGCCCAACCACUUCCCCAAGGUGGAGACGUCCCGCAUUAACGACCGCCACGGCUGGCUGGUGCACUGCUGCGAGCCUCUGCAGUUCAUGUCCCUGCACAUCCCCGAGGAGAACAGGUCAGUGGAUAUCCUGGAGCUGACAGAACAGACAGACCUGCUGAAGUUUCACUUCCACACCCUGAGGCUGUACUCGGCCGUCUGCGCCCUGGGCAACAACCGGGUGGCGCACGCCCUCUGCAGCCACGUGGACGAGGCCCAGCUGCUCUACGCCAUCGAGAACAAGUACAUGCCGGGCCUGCUGAGGACGGGCUACUACGACCUGCUCAUCGACAUCCACCUCAGCACCUACGCCACCGCCCGCCUCAUGAUGAACAACGAGUACAUCGUGCCCAUGACUGACGAGACCAAGAGCAUCACGCUCUUCCCCGACGAGAAGAAGAAGCACGGGCUCCCGGGCAUCGGCCUCAGCACCUCCCUCCGGCCCAGGAUGCACUUCUCCUCGCCCAGCUUUGUCAGCGUGGGCGGCGACUUCUUCCAGUACAGCCCCGAGUUCCCGCUGGACAUCCUGAAGACCAAGACCAUCGAGAUGCUGACGGAGGCCGUGCGGGAGGGCAGCCUGCACGUGCGGGACCCCAUAGGGGGCAGCACCGAGUUCCUGUUCGUGCCCCUCAUAAAGCUGUUCUACACCCUGCUCAUCAUGGGUGUCUUCCACAAUGGCGACCUCAAGAACAUCCUGCAGCUCAUCGAGCCCAGCGUCUUCUCCGAGGACUCAGGCCGCGAGCGGGCCGACACGCCCGACGGCAACGGCUUCAAGGGCGAGCUCCGGAUAGAGGGAGCGGGGGCAGAGGAUGGAGGGAGGGCGGGGAACGUCCCCAAAGAGGGACUGCUCCAGAUGAAGCUCCCAGAGCCGGUCAAGCUGCAAAUGUGUCAUCUGCUUCAGUACCUGUGCGACUGUCAGGUAAGGCACAGGAUAGAGGCGGUGGUGGCCUUCUCCGACGACUUUGUGGCCAACCUCCAGGACAACCAGCGCUUCCGCUACAACGAGGUGAUGCAGGCGCUCAACAUGUCUGCCGCGCUGACCGCUAGGAAGACCAAAGAGUUUCGAUCGCCACCACAGGAGCAGAUCAACAUGCUGCUGAACUUUAAGGAUGAGAAGCAGGACUGCCCGUGUCCAGAGGAUAUCAGAGAACAGCUUCUGGACUUCCAUGAGGACUUGAUGACCCACUGUGGAAUUGAGAUUGAUGAUGACAAGGCCAAUGAAGCAGAUGGGGAUUUCACCAUCAGAGGUCGUCUUCUGUCCCUCGUCGAGAAAGUGGCCUACUUAAAGAAGAAAAUGGCUGACUUGCCAAAGAAAAAAAAGUCGAAGAAGCCCUCCACUCUGCAGCACCUGAUCUCCGAGACCAUGGUGCGCUGGGCCCAGGAGUCCGUGAUCGAGGACCCGGAGCUGGUCCGGGCCAUGUUCGUCCUGCUGCACCGGCAGUACGACGGCAUCGGGGGCCAGGUCCGUGCCCUGCCCAAGACCUACACCAUCAACUCCGUGUCCGUGGAGGACACCAUAAACCUGCUGGCCUCCCUGGGCCAGAUCCGCUCCCUGCUGAGCGUGCGCAUGGGCCGGGAGGAGGAGAAGCUGAUGAUCCGAGGCCUGGGAGACAUUAUGAACAAUAAAGUUUUCUACCAGCACCCAAACUUGAUGCGGGCUCUGGGCAUGCAUGAGACUGUCAUGGAGGUGAUGGUGAAUGUUCUGGGCGGAGGAGAAUCAAAGGAAAUCACAUUUCCUAAGAUGGUGGCCAACUGCUGUCGUUUUCUUUGCUACUUCUGUCGCAUCAGUAGACAAAACCAAAAAGCCAUGUUCGAUCACCUCAGUUACCUGCUGGAAAACAGCAGUGUCGGCCUCGCGUCCCCCUCCAUGAGGGGUUCCACUCCCCUGGACGUGGCCGCCGCGUCUGUGAUGGAUAACAAUGAGCUGGCUCUGGCCCUCCGAGAGCCAGACCUGGAGAAAGUGGUGCAGUACCUAGCAGGCUGUGGUCUGCAGAGCUGCCUUAUGCUUGUAUCUAAGGGCUACCCUGAUAUUGGCUGGAACCCUGUAGAAGGGGAGCGCUAUUUAGAUUUCCUCCGCUUCGCUGUAUUCUGCAAUGGAGAGAGCGUGGAGGAAAACGCCAAUGUGGUGGUGAGGCUGCUGAUUCGCCGGCCAGAGUGCUUUGGCCCCGCCCUGCGGGGGGAAGGAGGAAAUGGCUUACUGGCCGCCAUGGAGGAGGCCAUCAAGAUCUCGGAGGACCCAAGCAGGGAUGGCCCCUCCCCCACCUCUGAGUCCAGCAGGACCCUCAGUGACAUGCUGGAGGAUGAAGAGGAUGACACUAUCCACAUGGGAAACGCGAUCAUGACCUUCUACGCCGCUCUCAUUGACCUGCUGGGGCGCUGUGCCCCGGAGAUGCAUCUGAUCCACGCUGGAAAGGGGGAGGCCAUCCGCAUCCGAGCCAUCCUGCGCUCCCUGAUCCCAAUCGAGGACCUGGAGGGGGUGAUCAGCAUUCCCUUCCCAAUGCCAACCCUAGCCAAAGACGGAACAGUGGUGGAGCCAGAUAUGUCGGCAGGCUUCUGUCCGGAUCACAAGGCCGCCAUGGUGCUGUUCCUGGACCGAGUGUACGGCAUCGAGGACCAGAACUUCCUGCUGCACCUCCUGGAGGUGGGCUUCCUGCCGGACCUCCGGGCAGCUGCUUCGCUGGACACGGCCGCGCUGAGCGCCACAGAUAUGGCCCUGGCUCUAAACCGCUACCUGUGCACCGCCGUGCUGCCCCUGCUGACCAAAUGCGCCCCCCUGUUCGCCGGGACGGAGCCCUUCGCCUCGCUCAUCGACUCGCUGCUCCACACCGUGUACCGCCUGUCCAAGGGCUGCUGCCUGACCAAGGCCCAGCGAGACGCCAUCGAGGAGUGCCUGCUGGCCGUGUGCGGUAAACUGAGGCCCUCCAUGAUGCAGCACCUGCUCAGGAGGCUGGUGUUUGAUGUUCCUCUUCUCAACGAGCACACAAAAAUGCCACUCAAGUUGCUGACCAAUCACUACGAGCGGUGCUGGAAGUACUACUGCCUGUCUGGAGGCUGGGGGAGUUUUGGGGCCGCGUCGGACGAGGAGCUGCACUUGUCCAGAAAACUCUUCUGGGGAAUAUUUGACGCCCUGUCUCAGAAGAGGUACGACCAGGAGCUCUUUAAGCUGGCACUGCCCUGCCUGAGUGCGGUGGCAGGGGCGCUGCCUCCGGACUACAUGGAGUCCAACUAUGUGGCCAUGAUGGAGAAGCAGUCCUCCAUGGACGCCGAGGGCAACUUCAACCCCCAGCCUGUUGACACCUCAAAUGUCACAGUCCCUGAGAAGCUGGACUAUUUCAUCAAUAAAUAUGCGGAACAUUCUCACGAAAAGUGGUCCACGGACAAGUUUGCCAACGGCUGGGUUCAUGGGGAUCAGCUGUGCGAGGCCUCCAAAGUGCAUCCUCUCCUCAAGCCGUACAAAGGCCUGUCCGAGAAGGACAAGGAAGUGUACCGAUGGCCAAUUAAGGAGUCUCUUAAGACCAUGCUGGCCUGGGGGUGGAGUAUCGAGAGGACGAAAGAGGGAGACCCUGCGGGACUGCACAACCGCGCCCGCCGAAUUUCUCAGUCCAGUCAGCUGUCCAUCGAAGGCACACAUGGCUUCAGCCCACGGCCGAUCGAUAUGAGCAACGUGACCCUUUCCAGAGACCUGCACUCUAUGGCAGAGCUGCUUGCAGAGAACUAUCAUAAUAUUUGGGCAAAGAAGAAAAAGAUAGAGCUGGAAGCCAAAGGAGGAGGGAGCCAUCCUUUAUUGGUGCCCUACGACACUCUUACUGCCAAAGAGAAAUCCAGAGACAGAGAAAAAGCACAAGACAUCCUCAAGUUUUUUCAGAUCAAUGGCUACACGGUCUCAAGGGCUAUGAAGGAGCAGGAGCUAGACACCCCCUCCAUAGAGAAACGUUUCGCCUACACCUUCCUCCAGCAGCUCAUUACUUACGUGGAUGAGGCACACAAACACAUGAUGGAGUUUGACAUAGGGACAUGGGGCAAAGGAGAGAAGAUUCCUCAUGAGCAGCAAAUGAAGUUUUUUGGGAAGGUGGUCCUGCCCUUGGUUGAUCAGUAUUUCAAGAAUCACCGCCUCUACUUCCUGUCUACUGCAAUACGGCCCCUCAGCAGUGGAGGCCACGCCUCCAACAAAGAGAAGGAGAUGAUCACCAGCCUUUUCUGCAAACUUGGAGUACUUGUCAGACAUAGGAUAUCACUGUUUGGAAAUGAUUCUACCUCAAUCGUGAACUGUCUUCAUAUCCUGGGCCAGACUCUGGAUGCCAGGACGGUGAUGAAGACCGGCCUGGACACGGUGAAGGCGGCGCUGCGGGCCUUCUUCGACAACGCGGCGGAGGACCUGGAGAAGACCAUGGAGAACCUGAAGCAGGGCCAGUUCACGCACACCAGGACCCAGCCCAAGGGCGUGACCCAGAUCAUCAACUACACCACGGUGGCCCUGCUCCCCGUGCUCUCCUCCCUCUUCGAGCACAUCGGGCAGAACCUCUUUGGCGAAGACCUCAUAUUGGAUGAUGUCCAGGUGUCCUGUUACAGGAUUCUCAACAGCCUCUAUUCGCUUGGCACCAGCAAAAGCAUCUAUGUUGAAAGGCAGCGUCCGGCUCUGGGUGAAUGUCUGGCCGCAUUUUCUGGAGCUUUCCCUGUGUCCUUUUUGGAGCCACACCUGAACAAGUACAACACCUACUCCAUCUACAACACCAAAGGGUCCCGUGAAAGAGCAGCGCUGGGUCUGCCAGCCCAGGUGGAGGAGAUGUCCCCCCUCAUCCCGUCCCUGGAGAAGUCGCUGGAGGAGAUCAUGGAGCUGGCCGAGUCAGGCAUGCGCUACACCCAGAUGCCCCAUGUGAUGGAGGUGGUGCUGCCCAUGCUCUGCAGCUACAUGUCGCACUGGUGGGAGCACGGCCCGGAGAACAACCCGGAACGGGCGGACAAAUGCUGCACCUCGCUCACCUCCGAGCACAUGAACACGCUGCUGGGCAACAUCCUGAAGAUCAUCUACAACAACCUGGGCAUCGACGAGGGGGCGUGGAUGAAGCGCCUGGCAGUGUUCUCUCAGCCAAUCAUCAGCAAGGCCAAGGCCCAGCUGCUGAAGACGCACUUCCUGCCUCUGAUGGAGAAGCUGAAGAAGAAGGCGGCGACCGUCCUGCUGGACGAGGAGCACAUGAAGGCCGAGGGGCGGGGCGAGAUGUCCGAGGCGGAGCUGCUGAUCCUGGAUGAGUUCACCAUCCUGGUUCGGGACUUGUACGCCUUCUACCCACUCCUUAUCCGAUUCGUCGACUACAACAGAGCAAAAUGGCUCAAGGAACCAAACCCAGAGGCAGAGGAACUGUUCCGCAUGGUGGCAGAAGUUUUUAUAUUCUGGGCCAAAUCUCAUAAUUUCAAAAGGGAGGAGCAGAACUUUGUGGUCCAGAACGAAAUCAACAACAUGUCCUUCUUGAUCACCGAUACCAAGUCCAAAAUGUCAAAGGGAGCCAUGUCGGACCAAGAGAGGAAAAAGAUGAAGAGGAAGGGGGACCGCUACUCCAUGCAGACCUCCCUCAUCGUGGCCGCCCUGAAGAGGCUGCUUCCCGUGGGCCUGAACAUCUGCGCCCCCGGGGACCAGGAACUCAUCGCGCUGGCCAAGAACCGCUUCACCCAGAAAGACACAGAAGACGAGGUUCGGGAGAUCAUCCGCAAUAACCUUCACCUGCAGGGAAAGUACCGGGUUUUGCAUUUCAAGAAGCUGGUAAAGAAGCUGAUCAUUGUGAUGAAGUGGAAGAAAAGCCAGCAGGCCAGGCCCCCCGGCUCUGAGCUGCUGGGACACAGGCGCCUUCUCCUGCGCAAACGCUCCACCACCCUGGACUCCGCCCACCGGGCGCUGAGGACGCCCCUUUCUGCCACCAAAAAGUCCUCCUCGGUGGACCUCGCGGGGAAGCAGGGGAAAGCCCCCCUGGAGGACCCCGCGAUUCGAUGGCAGAUGGCUCUGUACAAAGACCUGCCCAACAGGAGCGAGGACACCUCGGACCCAGAAAAGACAGUGGAGAGAGUUCUAGACAUCGCCCACGUUCUGUUCCAUCUGGACCAGGUUGAGCACCCCCAGAGAAGUAAGAAGGCUGUGUGGCACAAGCUUCUCUCCAAGCAGCGGAAGCGGGCUGUUGUGGCCUGUUUCAGGAUGGCUCCCCUGUAUAACUUACCCAGGCACCGAGCCGUCAACCUGUUCCUGCAGGGAUAUGAGAAGUCUUGGAUCGAAACGGAGGAGCAUUACUUCGAAGAUAAGCUAAUAGAGGAUUUGGCUAAACCGGGAGGCGAGGAGCCGUCGGAGGAGGACGAGGGAGCCAAGCGGAUCGAUCCUCUCCACCAGCUAAUCCAGCUCUUCAGCCGAACCGCCCUGACGGAGAAGUGUAAGCUAGAGGAAGACAACCUGUACAUGGCCUAUGCUGACAUCAUGGCAAAGAGCUGCCAUGAUGAAGAGGAUGAGGAUGGAGAAGAGGUGAAAAGCUUUGAAGAAAAAGAGAUGGAGAAACAGAAGCUGCUGUACCAGCAGGCCAGGCUUCACGAUCGGGGCGCAGCAGAAAUGGUGCUGCAGACCAUCAGUGCCAGCAAAGGGGAAAUGGGACCAAUGGUGGCAUCCACGCUGAAGCUGGGUAUCGCUGUACUGAAUGGUGGAAACUCCACAGUGCAGCAGAAAAUGCUGGACUAUCUGAAAGACAAGAAGGACGUGGGUUUCUUUCAGAGUCUGGCGGGGCUCAUGCUGUCCUGCAGCGUGCUUGACCUCAACGCGUUCGAGAGGCAGAACAAAGCCGAAGGGCUGGGCAUGGUUACGGAGGAGGGCUCAGUCAUCACUCAUGAGCGUGGAGAGAAGGUGAUGCAGGACGAUGAGUUUACCUGUGACCUCUUUCGCUUCCUUCAACUGCUGUGUGAAGGACACAACUCAGAUUUUCAGAAUUACCUGAGAACACAGACAGGAAACAACACGACUGUCAACAUCAUCAUCUCAACUGUUGACUAUCUUCUCCGAGUUCAGGAAUCAAUCAGUGAUUUCUACUGGUAUUACUCUGGAAAAGAUGUCAUCGAUGAGCAAGGGCAGCGCAAUUUCUCCAAGGCAAUCAAUGUGGCCAAGCAGGUCUUCAACACCCUCACAGAGUACAUACAGGGUCCAUGCACUGGGAACCAGCAGAGUCUGGCUCAUAGCCGACUGUGGGAUGCAGUGGUGGGGUUCCUCCACGUCUUUGCACACAUGCAGAUGAAGCUUUCACAGGAUUCUAGUCAGAUUGACUUAUUGAAAGAGCUUAUGGAUCUUCAGAAGGAUAUGGUUGUAAUGCUGCUGUCCAUGUUGGAAGGAAAUGUUGUAAAUGGAACUAUUGGUAAACAGAUGGUUGACAUGCUGGUAGAAUCCUCAAACAACGUGGAAAUGAUUCUGAAGUUCUUUGACAUGUUCCUCAAACUGAAAGACUUGACAUCAUCAGAUGCCUUCAAGGAGUAUGAUCCUGAUGGGAAGGGGGUGAUCUCAAAGCGAGACUUCCACAAGGCCAUGGAGAGCCACAAACAUUACACUCAAUCCGAGACUGAGUUCCUGCUCUCCUGUGCUGAGACGGAUGAAAACGAGCUCUUGGACUAUGAGGAAUUUGUGGAGCGGUUCCACGAGCCAGCCAAAGACAUUGGCUUCAAUGUGGCCGUCUUGUUGACGAACCUGUCUGAGCACAUGCCUCACGACACACGGCUCCAGACCUUCCUGGAGUUGGCGGAGAGCGUGCUCAACUACUUUCAACCUUACUUGGGUCGCAUCGAGAUCAUGGGCAGUGCCAAACGCAUCGAGCGGGUCUACUUUGAGAUCAGUGAGUCCAGCCGCACUCAGUGGGAGAAGCCGCAGGUCAAGGAGUCCAAGCGGCAGUUCAUCUUUGACGUGGUCAACGAGGGCGGCGAGAAGGAGAAGAUGGAGCUCUUCGUCAACUUCUGCGAGGAUACCAUCUUCGAGAUGCAGCUGGCGGCCCAGAUGUCCGACAUCGGGGAGCGGUCAGCCAGCAAGGAAGAGAGCGAGAAGGAGAAACCCGAGGAGGACAACCCAGAGAUGGGCUUCUUCUCGGUGACCACAGUGCGGACGGCCCUCCUGGCCCUCCGCUACAACGUGAUGAUGCUGAUGAAGGUGCUUUCCAUGAAAAGCCUUAAGAAGCAGAUGAAGAAGAUGAAAAAGAUGACGGUGAAGGACAUGGUGACCACCCUCGUCGCCUUCUACUGGAGCCUGCUCAUGGGCCUCCUCCACUUUGCCUUUAGCGUGUCGCGUGGCUUCUUCCGCAUUGUCUACAGCACCUUCCUGGGCGGGAGCCUGGUGGAGGGGGCCAAGACCAUGAAGGUGGCCGACCUGCUGGCCAACAUGCCCGACCCCACCCAGGACGAGGUCCGCGGGGAAGGGGAGGAGGCCGAGAAGAGGCACCCGGACAAGUCCUCGGCCGAGGAGGACCUGGCAGACCUGGCGGUCAAUAUUGAGGACACGGACCUCCUGUCAGACAUUUUUGGGCUUGACCUGAGGAGAGAAGGGGGGCAGUAUAAGUUGAUGCCUCACAACCCCAACGCCAGCCUGACGGAUUUGCUCAACAGCCCGGUGCCCCCUCCGCCGACUCCCUCACCUGAGCUUCGGAGGCGGAAUCAGGGGAAAGGCUCCACAGACGAAGACGGAGAAGGAAAAGAAGAGAGCCAAUCUGAACCAGAAAAGGCAGAGGGAGAGAAUGGGGAAAAAGAUGUCAAGCCAAAGGAUGACAAGCCAAAACAGAAAGUCAGGCAGCAUCACACCUCCAAAUCUGAAGAGCCAGAGCUACAGGAGUCUGCCUUCUGGAAGAAGAUCAUUGCUUAUCAGCGGAAACUGCUCAAUUAUUUUGCCCGGAACUUCUACAACAUGAGAAUGCUGGCUCUGUUCGUUGCCUUUGCGAUCAACUUCAUCCUGCUCUUCUACAAGGUGUCCACAUCGUCCGCGGUGGUGGAGGAGAAGGAGGUGGUGUACAGCGGGCCAUCGGACACCAGCGUGCGGUGGAGCCCGGUGGAGGGCGUGCCCCACCGCACGGUGACAGUGCACUUCGUCCUGGAGGAGAGCAGUGGGUACAUGGAGCCCACCCUCCGCAUCCUGGCUAUCUUGCACACUGUCAUAUCCUUCUUCUGCAUCAUAGGCUAUUACUGCUUAAAGGUCCCAUUGGUGAUAUUUAAACGGGAGAAGGAGGUAGCCAGGAAGCUGGAGUUUGACGGACUCUAUAUAACGGAGCAGCCAUCAGAAGACGACAUUAAAGGGCAAUGGGACAGGCUUGUAAUUAACACACAGUCAUUCCCAAAUAAUUACUGGGAUAAAUUUGUGAAAAGGAAGGUGAUGGACAAAUAUGGAGAGUUCUACGGACACGACCGCAUCAGUGAGCUGCUGGGAAUGGAUAAGGCUGCCUUAGACUUCAGCGAUGCCCACGAGAAGAAGAAACCCAAGAAAGACAGCUCAUUAGUUGCCGUACUGAACUCCGUCGAUGUCAAAUAUCAAAUCUGGAAGUUGGGAGUGGUCUUCACAGACAAUUCCUUCCUCUACCUGGCCUGGUACAUGACCAUGUCCAUCCUGGGCCACUACAAUAAUUUCUUCUUCGCCGCCCACCUGCUAGACAUCGCCAUGGGAUUUAAGACCCUGCGCACCAUCCUGUCCUCGGUCACCCACAAUGGCAAGCAGCUGGUUCUGACGGUGGGGCUACUAGCCGUGGUGGUAUACCUGUACACUGUGGUGGCCUUCAACUUCUUCCGCAAAUUCUACAACAAGAGUGAGGACGGAGAAUCUCCAGACAUGAAGUGUGACGACAUGCUGACUUGCUACAUGUUCCACAUGUAUGUAGGCGUGCGAGCUGGAGGAGGCAUCGGCGACCAGAUUGAGGAUCCAGCGGGAGACGAGUACGAGAUUUACCGGAUCAUCUUCGACAUCACGUUCUUCUUCUUCGUCAUCGUCAUUCUGCUUGCCAUCAUUCAGGGCUUAAUAAUUGAUGCCUUCGGUGAACUACGAGACCAGCAAGAGCAAGUGAAAGAGGACAUGGAGACGAAAUGUUUCAUCUGCGGUAUCGGGAACGACUAUUUCGACACGGUUCCCCACGGCUUCGAGACGCACACCCUGCAGGAGCACAACUUGGCAAACUAUCUAUUUUUUGUGAUGUAUCUCAUUAACAAAGAUGAAACAGAGCACACAGGCCAGGAGUCGUAUGUCUGGAAGAUGUACCAGGAACGCUGUUGGGAAUUCUUUCCAGCUGGAGACUGUUUCCGCAAACAAUAUGAAGACCAGCUCAACUGAACAGUCUUUGGUCCGUUCUUACAGUGCGAUCACAAAAGGGCCAGAAACCUUUGAACUACUUCAUUUGGAAUGCUUUUCAGACUUUGUACAUAUAUUAUACACUGUAUAUGGUUCCCUGUGUGCUUUUUGGAGCACAAAGAUUGUGUUUUGAUGACUUAACUGCUUCAUCUUUACAUUUGCUUUGAGAAACACGAAAAAAAAGCGAAAGACGUAAAUACAAGAAGAAAAAAAACUGAAAACUUUGACAAAAAAAGAAAAAAAAAAACCUCACACAUUGAUUUGAAAACUGUUUCUGGAGACUCGUGGGAAAUGUUUCUUUUGAGAGCACAUGUAUAAAAAAGGCAAUUAUCUUGCUCAUCCUAAGCCUCUUUAUUUCUUCAUAAGAAUGGAGAUUGUAUAUGGGAGGGUGUACGCAGGAGUCUGUGGAGCGCGAAGCAAGGGCAUCGAUGGGGAAAUAGUGCCUUACUAAGCAUGGGUUGAGCUAUGCAAGUGAAGACGACCGCAUGACUACAUCACAGGUCUGCUCAUUGGCUGAUGUGUAGUCCUGUCCAGUGUGUCGACUUGUCUUUGGUGUCCGUGUAUGUGUGCAUGUGUGUGCGUGUGUGUACCUGUGUGUGUGUGUGUCUGUGUGUGUGUGUGUGAGUGAAAAGGAGAGAGAGCGAGAGAGAGAGGGAGCAUAGUGUCUGUGCGCCUCAGAACAAAUGUCGGGUAUUCAUAUCAAGCUCAAUCACCUCGCACCUCGAUUAUUUAGCUGUUGUUUUCUUUUUCUUUUCUUUUUUUUGGUAAUGCUCUUAUGCAAUACAGCAACAGAGUUAAUCUUUGUAUACAAUGAAAUCAAAUCUUUACUCUUUGAAGAAGAUGUGUCAUUGCAUGUUUAUUAUGCAAGUUUACCAAGAACCGUAAAAAAAAUAAUAAAGACGCAAGUUGAUCGAUGUCACAUUAAAAAAAAGAUGUUUUAUAGGUUUAAGAUUACCGAUAUCUCUAUAGUAUUAAAGUGUUGUGGGCUUUAUUGUAAAUUCCAAAAUCAAUGUCAUCAGCCAAGAAUGCAUACUGAUAUAUAAGAUUUGAUUAUAGGCUUCACCCAUCGUCACCUGUGUUUAAUUACUGUAGGUAAGGAUACUUUGUUGACUCAUUUUGAUUGAAGCUGAAGCAAUACCCAUUCAGGGAUUCCAUGGAACAUCAUUGUAAAGCAACAAUGUGUAGAAUACUCCAUUUUGUUUCCGGUUGUUUCUGACUGAAAUGCCAAUAUUUGCAAAUAAAACCUUCAGAAUAAAAAGGUUUGGUGCAGUUAGUGCCACUAGCCCUAUCUGGAAGUAGGAUAUGUAUUUUAUGAUAAAUUAUUAUUGUAAUAUAAUUUAACAGUUGGUUUAUAAUUGCACACAUCUGCCAUCAAGCCAUAGCACAUUGUCCUAUUCUUGCCAUAGACAGCAAACCUGCUUUCCUUCUUGUAAUACUUACAAUGUGACAUAACUGCAAUAACAACAGAUGGGCAGCCAAUUUAGAUUAAAAGUGGUAUUUUACUUAUGUAAAGAAUUUUGAUAACAAUGGUCACAAAUGCCAUGGAACAUAAUAUAUCACAAAGUAGUGUGCCGUGCUGAGUUGUGAGUAUACAAUUGUGUGUAAACUGUAAAAAGGAAUUAAGACAACAUGGAUUUGCAUGAUUUUCAAAAAUAAAUGAUUAUUUAUUGAAGCGUG